This is a messenger RNA of Lotus japonicus, 2351 nucleotides long. RefSeq names its product conserved oligomeric Golgi complex subunit 6. The transcript has 11 exons. NCBI's taxonomy places the organism in Eukaryota, Viridiplantae, Streptophyta, Magnoliopsida, Fabales, Fabaceae. Gene Ontology annotation, biological process: intra-Golgi vesicle-mediated transport. The record is from RefSeq and is a predicted model, not a curated record. Bases 54 to 2141 code for a protein of 695 amino acids. Gene Ontology annotation, cellular component: COG complex.
UAUAGAUCGAUCGAAGAUCUGAACGGAGAUCGGAGAAGAAGAAGCAGAAGAGAAUGGGAACGACGGUGGCGGGUUUGGCGCCGGGGCUAUCACGGAAGCUGAAGAAGGUUCUAGAAUCGAGGAUCGAUACGCCGGAUCUCUUGUCAUCGCUCAACACGCUCUCUUCCUUCUACGAUGACAACACUCCUCAGGCGCGCCGUAACCUCCGAUCCACCAUCGAGAAGCGCGCUCUCUCCAUCAACCAUGAGUUCCUCGACGCUUCCCACGCCGUUCAACUGGCAUUGGAUAGCGUGGAGGACGAGGUCAAUGCGCUUGCCGAGUGCUGCGAUAGGAUAGCAAAGUCUUUGAACAGUUGUAGUGCUAGCACCGGUGACAUUAUCAGUACCACAGAAAGGCUCAAACAAGAGCUUGAAACUACUACACAAAGACAAGAGAUUGUGGCAUGUUUCCUGCGUGAUUAUCAGCUCUCCCCUGAAGAGAUAAACGCACUUAGAGAUGAAGAGCUGAAUGAAAACUUUUUCAAAGCAUUAUCUCAUGUCCAAGAGAUUCAUGCCAACUGCAAAGUGUUGCUUAGGACACAUCAUCAGCGUGCUGGUUUAGAGUUGAUGGAUAUGAUGGCUGUGUAUCAAGAAGGAGCUUAUGAGCGUCUAUGCAGGUGGGUUCAGGCCGAAUGUAGAAGGCUGGGUGACACGGACAAUCCAGAAGUUAGUGAGCUUCUGAAAACAGCUGUACGCUACCUCAGGGAAAGAUCUGUCCUUUUCAAGUAUUGUGCAGAAGAGGUAGCCAAUAUGAGACACAAUGCACUUUUUAGAAGGUUUAUAAGUGCUCUUACACGUGGAGGCCCUGGUGGUUUGCCUCGACCAAUUGAAGUGCAUGCUCAUGACCCAUUGCGAUAUGUUGGUGAUAUGCUAGGCUGGUUGCAUCAGGCCUUGGCAUCCGAACGUGAACUUGUGCUUGUAUUACUUGAUCCAGAUGCAAGUGUGGACACUGGACCGACAGCAAAGCAAUUCUCCAAUAACUAUGACAGUGGCUCUGCGAAGACAGAAUCUGACUUGAUAUUUGUUCUUGAUAGAAUAUUUGAAGGAGUAUGUCGGCCAUUUAAAUUGAGAGUUGAACAAGUAUUGCAGUCUCAACCAAGUCUUAUAGUCUCCUACAAACUCAGUAAUACACUUGAAUUUUACUGCUACACUAUGUCAGAUUUACUUGGGCGGGAAACUGCACUUUGUAAUACACUAUGGGCACUGAAAGAUGCUGCUCAGAAAACAUUUUUCGAUAUUUUGAAAGGUCGAGGAGAAAAGCUUUUACGAUAUCCCCCACUUGUUGCUGUUGAUCUUUCCCCUCCAUCUGCAGUGAGGGAAGGAGUAUCUGUACUUCUUGAAAUAAUUGACAACUAUAACAGCAUGAUGGUUCCUGCAUCUGGGCAAAAACCUGUUUUUGAUCCAGUUAUAUCUGCUAUACUGGAUCCAAUAAUUCAGAUGUGUGAACGAGCAGCAGAGGCACACAAGUCAAAGGGAGCUGGCCACUCAUCAAGGAGGAGUAGAUCGAGUUCUGACUCUGGUCAACUAACUAGAUCAUCAGUUGAUGCAAUCUUGUCAAAUAGCAGUUCUACAUCAUCCUCACUGACUAGUGAGACUCCCUCAAAGAUCUUUCUCAUUAACUGCUUGUGUGCUAUUCAACAACCUCUAUCUGGACACGUGGUAGCUGCUGAGUAUGUGAAAAGGCUUGGAACUAUGAUAGAUAGCCACUUGCGAGUCCUUGUGGAUAAAGAAGCGGAUGCGAUAUUAAGAAAAUGUAAUUUGUCAGAAAAGAUGCCCCAGUUCCGCAAUUCAGUCCAUAACAAGGGGGGUGAUGAAGUUAGUACCCCAUUGGCUGAGAUGGAGGACACAAGUCCAUCCAUUCUUUCAGAGUGUUUGAAAGCUCUGUUUGGUCUUAUUUUGGGAAGCGAAAGUUCCCUGCCUGAGUUUGAACAGAUGCAGGUUCCAAGGUUGCGUUCUGAAGCUUCUAUAGGUGUGGCCAGGUCGCUGGCUGAAGCUUAUGAGCUUAUUUAUAAUGCAAUUAUGGAUCCCAAGAAUGGCUAUCCAGAUCCCAGAUCUUUGGCAAGGCAUCCUCCGAAUCAGAUAAGAACUAUACUAGGAAUAUGAGUUCUAUUCAACGUUUUGCUCCUACCCUUGCUAUGUUUGUUACGUAAAUAACCUUUCUUCUCUCUUUCUAUUUCUCUCCCCCUAUACCAUUUGAAAUUGUACUAAUAUCCAGCUGAUAAAUUCUUUGAUCUACUUAAAACUUUGAGAUACUAAAUACUGGAAUUCUAUUUCUGUUGUCUGCAAUGAAUUAAUUAUAGAUUUUCAUUACAA